Molecule: messenger RNA, 600 nt
Organism: Fibroporia radiculosa
Lineage: Eukaryota; Fungi; Basidiomycota; Agaricomycetes; Polyporales; Fibroporiaceae
Exons: 1
Coding region: 1-600 (199 amino acids)
Source: RefSeq, a predicted model, not a curated record
AUGCAUAACGGGUCGAUCGCGCAUUUUGACAAGAUUAAGCGCGAAGUUUUGUUGGCUAUCUCAGACGAGGCGCUGCAACAAGUCAAAGGGACGACAGACUCGGAGCAUUUCGCCGCGCUGUUCUUUACAUACCUGGACAAGAAUCGACGGGGAAGGGCGUGGAUGACUUCCCAGCCACUCAGCGACGCGAAAUGUGCGUUUGAGGGAGCAAUCACUAGGAUACUUGAGAUCCAAAACCAAGUGAUGGGCCGGGCUGGUGCGCAGGUCGAAGCGUCGAGCUUGAACUGCGUCGUCACGGACGGCACACAGCUUCUAGCCAUUCGAUUUCGCAAUCAUUCGACAGAGCAUCCGCCCUCACUGUAUUUAUCCACGCGAGCUGGCGCUACACUCAAUCGAAAGUAUCCUGGGCACCCUAAUCAUGUAGAGGAAAGUGGGCAGGGUGACUUAGGAGAUGAGAGCGAGCAUGGAGAGCAUGUUAUUGUGGCCAGUGAGCCGACGACAUACAAGGAGAAAGAGUGGGAGCUCAUUGGGAAGAAUGAAUGCGUUAUGGUUGGUGUCAACAUGGUACUUUCACAAGUCUCGCUUGAUAUUCCACUUUAA